CCACCCUCUGAGGGAGGAGAACAUAACAUUUGUUCAUUUUAAAAGUUAUUACAUCAGAGUAAAACUGAUUUUCCAAGCAAGCUGUUUGUAAGAGGUAGCCAGGAAGAAAUACUUUUAUUUGUGAAUGGAUUUCAGUUUAUAUACUGACUUGAAGUCUGACUUCAAACAUGUCUGAGGAAAAUAUAUAUCAUACCUUAGGAAAUGAAUUUACCAUCUGGUCAACUUGCAUUUUGGAAGGAUGGUCAGGGUUUAUUGUAUAUCCCUUAACUUUGAUAAUUUUAUAUUAUCCCAUUUUAUCUAUGUUGUCUCUCAUGUAUCUAUACACUGCAAUAAUGUUUGCAUGGAAAAUGCUUGGCAAUCUGCCAGAUGAUACCGAGAGCAAAAAAUGGGACAAGCCAAAGAAAUUUUUGGCCCUGGCAGCUAAGUGGCAUGGGAAAAUUCUGCACGGUUAUGAGGUUUCUGGAGUAGAAAAUCUACCAAAAGAACCAGCAAUCUUUGUUUUUUACCAUGGAGCUUUUCCAAAGGACAUCUAUUUUUUUGUCCAUAAGAUGUAUAGACUUACUGGGAAAUUUUGGUAUUGUGUGAUGCAUCAUGCUCUUUUUUGUCUACCAGGACUAACUCUGUACUUUGACCUUCAACACAACGUUCAUCCGACAAGAGAACAGAGCGUAGACAUUCUGAAACAAGGGAACCACCUGAUCAUUGUACCAGGAGGACUGCGAGAGCAGAACUAUGGAAAUAAUCAUUACAAACUAAUAUGGGGGAAACGGAAAGGAUUUGCUCAUACAGCCAUCGAUGCAAAAGUGCCAAUCGUACCUAUGUUUACACAAAAUAUUAGAGAAGCAUAUGUAACAUAUGGAAAUAUACGACCAAUGAGAUGGUUAUAUGAGCGAAUGCCAUGGUUUACCUUUCCAUUAUGUGGAUUGUUUCCAGUUAAACUUAUAACCCAUAUUGGAAAACCAAUUCCAUAUGAUCCAAAUAUAUCUGCUGAAAAAUUAGCUGAAAAAACUCAAAGGGCAAUAGAGGCUUUACGGGACAAACACCAGGAAAUCCCAGGAAACAUAUUGCGUGCUCUAAGGCAACGUUUUGAGACAUGUAACAAAGAAAAACAGUGAUAUAACAACAAUUGUGUGUGUGUGUGCGUGCGUGCAUGUUUAGAUAACAUAUGUGAAUGUGUAGUUUUUAGUUCCCCAAUGAACCUUUGUUAAAAUAAAUAAAAAUGAAAGAUUGAGAUGGGGAAGAAUAUAUGUUUAUUUCAAUGUGUUUAAAUCCCCAACAUCAGAAUAAAUUUCAUUUGAAAAUA
Thamnophis elegans (Western terrestrial garter snake) is the source of this 1303-nucleotide messenger RNA. Its product is annotated as transmembrane protein 68-like. The record is from RefSeq and is a predicted model, not a curated record. NCBI's taxonomy places the organism in Eukaryota, Metazoa, Chordata, Lepidosauria, Squamata, Natricidae. Gene Ontology annotation, molecular function: acyltransferase activity. The transcript has 7 exons. Gene Ontology annotation, cellular component: membrane. Bases 168 to 1115 code for a protein of 315 amino acids.